This is a messenger RNA of Varroa destructor (honeybee mite), 9584 nucleotides long. It is a transcript of the gene PDZ-GEF, whose product is annotated as PDZ domain-containing guanine nucleotide exchange factor. Gene Ontology annotation, cellular component: apical plasma membrane; plasma membrane. The record is from RefSeq and is a predicted model, not a curated record. Gene Ontology annotation, molecular function: guanyl-nucleotide exchange factor activity; protein binding. Gene Ontology annotation, biological process: Ras protein signal transduction. NCBI's taxonomy places the organism in Eukaryota, Metazoa, Arthropoda, Arachnida, Mesostigmata, Varroidae.
ACAGCAGUAACUGCACGCGAUUAUAUUUUAUUGUUCCCUACAUGCUAUCAUGCGCCUAGUGCAUGCACUAAAAAUUAGCACAUGCUUCAAGUCCAAGCAAUACUGUUUAAGUCACAAGUUUGAAUGACAUUAUGUUGACCCGAAUCAGAAUAUCUUAGAGGCUUUAAAAAGUGUACGUUUCUAUCGGAGCUGCCUAUAUACAGCUGUACUUGUUUUAUAAUUAGGUAUUUUUUUUGUUUGUCACCAUGUUUAAAGUGUUUGUCUUUGCUUAUAACUAGUGGGUGUCAUGAUUUCUUAUAGAUAAUAGUGACUUAUGGUGAUAUUAUUUCGUAAUAACUUUUAUUUUUAUUUAUAUAUAGCUAGAUCACAAUUCUCGGGCUUUAUCCCUUUUUAUUAUUAUUAUUAUAUAUAUUAUAUUUUUUUUUGUGUUUCACUUGUUCAUGCAACACGAUGUUUACAGAGACGUACAUCUGCACAUUUGAUAAUGUAUCGGAGCGAACUAUGCUACUAGCCACGUUAAUGUUUGUAUAUGACGAUGUAACGUUUUUUUCAAAUGCACGAAAUAAAAACACAACGCUGUCGUCGAUGUACGAGCAACCAAGUUGACAUUACGCUCUAAAGCAAAAGCAAGCUUUGUUCUCUGGGGACAGAAGUAUUUGCCCGAUUAUUUCUAUCUUCUCCAGGGGCCCAGGAAAGGAAAGGCCUGAUUUUUGCUUCCGAAAGUUUGAUUCGGAUCGGACAAGCCCGUAGGCCUAAACUUUUAGUAGUAGAUAAUAUGCACCGAUACUCAUAUUGAAUAUGAGAUUCAGAUAGUUGGUUCCCAGUACGAAACAAAGUAAGCUUACACCGUUUGAAUUAUGGCAUAUCAAUUGGCUUAAAUAAACAUGUAAUUUUGUGUUUCGUUGGUAUAUUUAUUCGAGGUGUUUUCAAGAACAUCUGUAAAUACUGUGUAAAGAACAGUUGUUGUUAGUUUAUAAACGCGAGAAAAAGUUACCCAGUUUAGUCUGUAAAUUCACGUCGUGGAACUAAUCUGAGACCAAAAUUGUGUGUCGUUAAUUGAUCGUCUUGUUGCCAAAUAGUUUGAAUGUAUGCGUUUUUAUAUAUGUAAUAUAAACAUACAUCAAAAAGUAGAAGUCAUAGCUUUUUUUAAAUUCAGCUUUUGCACUUAAACCAUCUGAAAUUAAAUUUGCACCUGUUGCGGAAAGGUGAUGACGUAACACAUAGAAACAAAAUGUGAUUUGAAUGAAAUACAUAUCAAGAUUGCCGACCCAUCUGCUGUUGGGUCUACGCCCGCCACUUCUGGUCGCGGGCGGAAGAGUAGAGCAAGUACCAACAAAUAAUCAGAUGCGAUGUCCAAACGAUGAGUCGCGCAGUAAGAAGCGAUUGUGUACCAAUGAUGCAGCAAGUUAGCCAACAUUCUCUGAGUCUUCACACUGUGAGUGUAUAUAACACAGGAACAUUUACGACACUAACAGCUCCUGCAACGAUCCUUGCGCCGUUACCCUAAUCAUCACCGUAAUCGGCCGUGUGCCGCAUGUCACUCAAUGGAAAAUUUAACUUAUUAAUUGCUAAAAAUCAUAAUAUGAUAUAGCUCGAGCAGUUCUAUUCGUAGAAUAGGCCGUAGUCGUCUGCUGUCAAAAGCCACUGUCACUGUUUCUAGCUGUUUGAAGCUAGAAACAGUAAAAACAAACAAGGAAGCAAUAUUUUGAUUUAGUAAAAAUUAGCUAGGAAAGGACCAUAGCGCUUACAUAGGAUGAUUGGGAAAAUAUUCGUUUGACGGCGUAGAGUUCACUUAUCGGAAUGCCGAUUGGAUAUUAAAAGGCAAAUGUUUUUUGUUAUGGUUGAAUGGCAUUAAUGGAGGAGUCACGAAAAGAACAACAACAAAGGCACAACCAUUCACCGCUUCAGAGUUGUGCGUACAGGAUGAAGCGAAAUUUGUGCUUCGGCGAAUCGAUAGUCUUCGAAAAAGCAGUAGCCGGAACAAUGCGGCAGGUGCACCAAGCAUAACUAUAAUUACAGUUGACUGGACGGAAUCAGUGUCACCAAGGAAACUGAAGAGGAAAAUUCGCGUAUGAAGUCACUGUGCCAUUCAAAAUCCUUCGGUCGAAGGUGGUGUUUAGAAAAACUGUCAGUGUUCAUGUAAUUACCCUGACCUCUGCCGCACCACUCAUUUCAUUCUGAAAAAUUUGUUCGGUGAAUGUGAGAAAUAACUUGUCGUCGGCAGUAUGUGCCCAUGGAGUGUUACGUAAAAAUGUAACCAGGUGACAUCUCAAAGAGGGACACAAUAUAGAACUGUUCGAGUUACAGGUUUGAGUUGUGAUAGAACCUCACGAAUGAGAGGAUUCUACAUUGACGGCCUACAAGGCGCUAGUGCACUACAAAUGGCUUCUUGGGCAGCGAUUCACGAUCCAUACGAUUGGCGGCCUUUCAACGAAAACGCCAGCAACGAAGAUAACAUUGAUGAUUUAGUAUUGGUAUCUACUGAGGCAGUCGUGGGAAGCGCUAUUGCUAUUACCGUUACCGGUGCCACAGUAUCGUGAAUUAAACAAAAAAAAAAACUGCAGCACGAGUUACCGCGUACCAGUGCCAUGCUCCUGGUAGCGCCAACAGUCGCUAACUCCGCAUGGCAAAAUGCCACGAAGAUAAUAAUGAUCAUUAUCACCGAAGGCUGUAGUCUCACGAGAAACGAUCGCAACGACUAUUACUGCAAGAUUGUCUGCUGCACCUGCUGCGUGCCUGCAGUGCCUACGGUGUCGGUGGCCGUACCGGUGCAAGGAAAAAGCGAAUAUAUACCAACAGCACAGCGGUAGAGACUGCGAAGACUAAACUCUUCAUUAGCAGCGCUUAUUUGAACAACGUCUUUAUGCUAGGCCCAUAGCGAUCAUGCGUUUGGGCUAAACAGCCAAGGAAAACCGGCUGAGAAGUUACGCAAGAUCUCGAUCGUCUAUCCCUCGGUCUCAAAGCGGCUCAAGGCUGUAUGAUAUAUUUCUACUCAACUGGCCUACUUGGUAGUUUCCCGAGUGAUUAGUCUUCAUUGUACGUGCCGCAUUUUCAUGGUAGGCCGAAUUGUGGUGGACGAUGCAGCCGUUGCUGUCUGUCUGCCUUCUUGACCAUCUAGUAAAAUAGAAGGUAGCCCAUAUAGGUCAAUAGUCCUACUGUGAUUGGUGAUUGAAUGUGAGGCAUUGUCAGUGGGGACUUCUAACGACGAUAAACCAAACGGCAGGCGUUGGCACCUCGGCAGGGUCUGGCGGAACCAGCCCUGGGGGAAGCCAACCAUACUCUGCUCGAAUGGCGCAUAGGGAAAGGGUUCAUUCGGUGGAUGCGCUGCUUGACGAGACUGCCGCCGUGACACAAAAGGGGGGAGCUGGUAACGGACAGCUCCACCAUAGGCAGUCAACACCUUCGACGCAGGUUGGAGGUGGUGGGCAGCUGCCAGCACAGCACUCGCCCCGUACUUCAUCGUCGUCGACGCAUCGACAUAACAACCUACAACAUUACUCAAUGGAGUAUCCGCCAGGCAGCGGAACUGGCGUGGGUGGAUCGCUAGGAUCAGGAGGAGUUUCAGUCGGAUCUGCGGGCCACCCGUUAUUGCUUAAAUCGAAUCGUUCAUCCCGUUCAUCAGACACCUCAUCGGCAUAUUCAGGAUCAGACACAAUGCAUUCGAUUCAGAGUUCUCUCGAUGAUCCAGAGUUCGGAGUGGGCUCAGGUUCAACAGGGAUUCCUCCGGAAAGCACAGCUGAUUCAGAUGAUGAUGAAGAUCUAGACGCACAGCAUAUGGAGUGUUUGACUGUUCGUGACACGUAUCGCGAGUGUUUGGAGAAGGAUCCUAAUGAGCGAGCCGAAGAAGACAUCGAAACAUUAUUAGAGUUCAUGCAGCAUCUUCCAGCUUUCGCCAAUAUGACGCUGAGCGUUCGGCGCGAACUCUGCGCAGUUAUGGUAUUUGCUGUCGUUGAGAAAGCGGGAACAGUGGUGAUGAAUGAUGGGGAAGAGUUAGACUCGUGGAGUGUCAUCGUAAACGGAAUGGUCGAAGUCCAACUGCCCGAUGGUAGCGUGCACGAUCUAUAUCUGGGUGAUAGUUUCGGCAUCACUCCUACGAUGGAAAAGAUGCAUCAUGUGGGCACUAUGCGAACGAAAAUGGACGACUGUCAAUUCGUCUGUAUCGCUCAAUCCGAAUACUACCGAAUUUUGCAUCAAGGUGAGGAGAAUACACGAAAGCUCGAGGAGAACGGAAGAGUCGUUCUUGUUACGGAACAUCGAGUGCUUGAUGGAGGCACUCGUCGAGGACACGUAGUGAUAAGAGGUACACCGGAACGAUUAUUAGCGCAACUGCUCGACGAGAAUGUGUUAGACCCGGGUUAUAUUGAGGAUUUCUUACUUACCUAUCGAACAUUCGUUGACAGUCCGGCCGAAAUCACACGACAAAUGCUUGACUGGUUUCAAGAUGAUAAGCUUCGCGAUCGGGUCACACGCGUCGUACUACUCUGGGUCAAUAAUCAUUUUACCGAUUUUGAGACUGAUCCCGAUAUGAUGGAAUUUCUUGAGGAUUUCGAACAUAUGCUUGAGGAGUGCAAAAAAAAUUCGGAAACGCAAUUGCUCAACAUCGCGUGCGCUGCCAAAGCAAGAACACGUAGCAUAACGUUAGCUCGGCCAAACCGUGAAGAACCGCUUCAGUUCCAGAUGGUUGGUGGUUACGAAACGGGGUUUGAGGUGUUCAUCGCAAAAGUCGAACGAGGUUCAAAGGCUUAUGAAGUUGGGCUGAAACGGGGUGACCAAAUCCUUGAAGUCAACGGCCAGAGUUUUGCAAAUAUUUCGCACAUGAAAGCCCUUGAACUGUUUAAGAAGAGUACUCACUUGCAGAUCUCUGUACGAUCCAAUCUAAUGGGCCUCAAAGAGAUGACGACCAAUCCGAAUCGAGCUCGCAUGCGCCAACAUCGAAAAUCACUUGUCUCUGAUCGGGGUCUGUUAUCCAAUAAUAAUAAUAAUAACAACAACAAUAACAACAACAACAACAACAAUAACAACUCGAUCAGCCACAGUACAAGCACUACCAGUAGUAAUAACCAUAGUAACAGUGGUAGCGCUCAGCACAACAAUAAUAAUAAUCCAAUGAAGUUAAGUGAGAUGUAUGAUUUGAUGUACGAUAAAUGCGUCGACCCCCAGCAUUGUUCAGGGCUUUCAGACAAGUCUGCGGAUGGAUCGUCAUCUAAAAAAAUGUUCAUGACACUGGGAAAACCGACGAAAUUAAAAAAAGCUUUGGCGAAAAUCAUCUCAAAGAAUGCCUCGAUUGAUGCGUCAUCGGCUCACUCUAGUGAUGAUUCUCUUUUUAAUGGGACAGCAUCAUACAGCAGUGGAGGUGGUCACCGAAGCGGUUCAUUAUAUCACAGCCACUCGAACCCGGACCUCUCUUCGAAUGUAAUCUAUUGUGACUCGGCAAGCAGCGACCAAAUUUCUCGGGCGCCAGACUUCCCUGAGCACGUACUCAAGGUUUACCGCGCUGAUCAAACCUCUAAGUUUCUUGUCGUCCACGCUGAGACAACCGCUCGAGAAGUUGUUAUGCUUACUUUAAGGGAAUUCGGUAUCACUGAUUCUAGUUCACUGUAUUCCCUUUGUGAAGUGACUGUGGGCGAAGGAGGGUUAGUGAAACAGAGACGCCUUCCAGAGCAAAUGCAAAAUCUAGCUGAUCGAAUGGAACUUCGCAGUCGAUACUAUCUCAAAAACAAUAAUAGCCAGGAAGCGCUGGUACCUGAUAAUCUAGCUGGCGAACUCCUCCGUGAAAGUCAAGUCUCAUUCCUACAAUUAAAUAGCGGGGAGGUCGCAAUUCAGCUAACGCUGGAGGAUUUCAAGAUCUUUCGACAAAUCGAACCAACUGAAUAUGUGGACGAUCUAUUUGAGGUAACUCUUAGUCGAUACGGAGCACCAAUGUUAUCGAAGUUUGCGGAACUGGUCAAUCGUGAAAUGUUUUGGGUUGUAACUCAAGUCGUUUCCGAGCCAACAGUUAUGCGGCGAAUGCGAACAAUCAAACAAUUUAUAAAGCUGGCGCGACACUUCCGUGAAUACAAAAACUUCAACUCAAUGUUUGCCAUCCUUAGUGGCUUAGGUCAUGGUGCCGUAGCGCGCCUGAAAGGUACCUGGGACAAGCUGCCUACAAAAUAUCAUAAAAUCUUUCAAGACAUGCAGGAAAUUAUGGACCCUUCACGUAACAUGUGUCGUUACCGUACUCUAGUGACGCGAUUACACCCGCCACUUAUCCCAUUCUACCCGGUCGUUCGAAAAGAUCUCACCUUUAUUCACUAUGGCAAUGACACGCUGGUCGAUAAUUUGGUUAACUUCGAAAAACUUCGCAUGGUCUCGAAGGAAGUGCGCUCUUUAAUGAAUAUGUGUUCCCAGCCUUAUGUUUUUCCUUCAAGUAGUUUGCUCUCACAGCAACAACAAUCGCUGGAAUCGUCGGUUUCUGCGUCUGCGGUCGCCUUGGCCCUUGGCGGAAGUUCCGGAACCUCAGGGGGGCCCAGACACAGGCCUUCGCGCAAGAAGUCGUCUGCCGGUCCGAACCCGAAAAAAAUGUUUGAGGAGGCCCAGAUGGUUCGUCGGGUAAAGGCGUACUUUUCCGGGUUGAAGGUUAUCACCGACGAAGAUGAAUUGCACAGACUUAGUCUAAAUUGUGAGCCUCUGCAGGGUCAACCGGGUGUUAGUACCCCCGUAAGCCAAGGAAGCGUAAACUCACGUGAUAGUGGGUCUGGUGGAUCCGCCCCAACACAUCCUCGUAGACGUCAUCCGUCGCCCACACUUAGUACGACGUCAUCAACUUCCUUAGCAAGCUCAGCCUCCGAAGGAAAGAAAACUCUUGGGCCGAAGUUUGGUACCGAUUCGCCUCAGGCGAUGCGAAAACUGCUUGCACUUUCUGAAGGUGUUCCAAAGGUUCGAUCAACUAGUGCACGCAGUACGAGUGUAGCAUCAGCUACUUCAAUGUCCCACAGUCCGUCAGCAAUGCGCAAGGGCAGCGCUGAAAGUAGCCUGCCAUUUCAGAUUCGUGGGGGUAGUGACUCGCUCGCGCAUAAAGGUACCGCCGCCCUUGGACUUGCCAUCGGCAUGGGUAUUGGGAUGGGAGUGCAUUCUGUACAAAGCGCAGGCCAGCCUCAUCACCAUCUUCAUCAUCAUCAUCAUGGAGGAAGCACAAGUAGUAGCGCCGGCGUUGGAAGUGUUCACAAUAACCUUCACCUCUCGCCGGAGAGUUCCAGCGUCACUAGUCUACGCAGGGAUCACGCUUCUGUCUGUUCGAUGAGUUCGAUUGACAGCGGGGUUGGGCCUAGCUCAUGUUCAUCAACGAACUCACAUCUCGAUACGUUGGGCACGGAUUGUAUUCAACAACAACAGCAACAACAACAUGCCGCAACAAUCUCUGCCACUAGUGCAACAGUAUUCAGCCAUCAUCUGGCGGGUGGUAAAGGAAGCAGCGGUCUAUCUGAGAGUAUGGUUCGUCAGCAUUCACCGUUACAUCAUCUCCCACAUCAUCAUGGAGAUGGCUUGAGCGGGUAUCAAACGCUGGGUCACCACCACAAUCCGGCACGUUUCUUUGGGGUGACAGCUGGUGGAGGUUGUAUGAGCGACGGUUUGACUAGUACCAGCGGAGGCUACCGAGUUCCCCCGUUCCCGCACGCGAUCGCCGUUCUACCACCCCUCCCCCCACCGCAUCAUACGAGCUUAGUUUCUGUCAGGCAGCAGCAGCAGCAGCAGCAGCACCAGCAGCAAACUUUGAAAGGCGGCAGUGCCAGCAAUCGCCACCAGCUACAACAGAAGCAUGUGACGUCGGGGGUGAAUACAACAGGCAAUCGUGGUCGUAGCGCGAAGCCAUUCGCGCCUCCGCUACCUCCAUCUGAUCGGAUCGGGCGCCCGUUAGUGCAGAUCAACAACGCCAGCUUACCUCGAUCCCGAAGCCACGAAGGGGUUGCCGUACCUCAAACGAUACCUGGUCAGAGUUCUCACACCGGACAGACAGGCACUGCCUACUACCAGCUAAGCAAUGAAGGCUACAGCGCUACACUAGGCAAAGAGGUCUUAAACAAGGGCACAUGCAUGGUGGAAACGACCGCAGUAUCGGGGACCAGCAAAGACAUGACCAGACAUUGAGACCCGAAGGUCAACAACGCAUUGGCGCAAUCGGGAAGAAGAUACUCAGGUUUCCGCUGUUUGACGAGAUCAACUCACUGCCGGCCAAUGGAUGGUGUCAACAGAAAAACGAAGCUAACUUCGUACUGGAAUGGCUUUUUGCACAAGCAUUCGCAAAUCUCCAUCGGCUGCAGAAAAUACGCGUGGCGCCGCACAUAUCAAUUGCAUAAACUAUAUAUAUAUAUAUAUAUAAUGAUUACUACAGAUGUAAUAGGGAUCGCGAACACAAAAAUCGACCGAUCACUAAUGUAUAAAUACAACCACUGACUAAAUAAUGAACUAACCAAGGAUCAGUAGCCAUUUUGAUUCACUAUCAAUACCCACGCCUGUCGUCGUCAAAUGCCGAAAAAGGUUCUGACGAAUCAUACGCUAAUAACGAUUAAAUAUCGCAAUUAGGAAAACACAGUACGAAUUCGCUCGCACAGACAGGCGGUGACUGAGUGUACUGCGGGACCAAUCGAAAAAAGUAUCGGAUAGAGGUAGAAGCACAGUGGAUUACUACAUAGGAAAAGAUUAUUUAAGCGAAUAUGAGACACAUUUGCCUUGCAACAAACCUCCUCCAAGUCGGUUAUCGUUACUGCUGUUGCAAAUCCUAACGUUCUUUCGUGGACCCUUUCCGUAUCAGCUGACUAAUCCAGACCCAAUUGCUUUGAACAACAAGGACGUCUACAAGAGCAGUACCUCUGCAGUAAUUUUCAGCCAUCUGCUUUAAGUCAAUGAAGUUUACUAUCUGCCGUUUUUCAAUCCAGAGACGUCGUAGUUUUAGCAAGCCACGAGAUCAAAGACACUCCAAAUACUCUCAACUCAUCGAACAACGCGUGACACAGUGACAACUAAAGUACUUUACAAUAGUAACAACACGGAUAGACAAAAGAAAAGCUGCAACGCGGGCGGAUUUCCUUCGUUCAGGGAUGUAGUGUGCAGAACCGCUCAGACGUUCCUGUAUCUUCCAGUUGGUGUCACAAAGAUGAAACUAUUGCUACAACUAACCAGCCAGACGUACAUCAUAUCCCUGCAAAAUGAAUAUAUAAUUUAUAUAUACAUACAUAUAUAUAUAUAUACGACGCACGUGUGUAAAAAAUACAGAGCCCACCUAUUAUAAUAAUGUUAAAUGUUGACAGCAUAUACAAGUAAUGCACACUUCCUCAUUUACGUAUAAUAACAAUAAUGAGGUUGAUUGACGAUGUAAAAAUCAAAGAAGGGAAAGGAGGUAAGCUGUCGCUACUGUCGCCUCCCUAUUCAAUUAUGAAAUGAAGAGCGACGACAAUGGUGAUGAUAAUUAUUACGAUGAUUGUGGUGUUGACAGAACGAAUUGGCAUUAUUUGCAAAAGAAACAGGAUGAUCAAUGAACGGCUUCAGAAGCAUUCAGCGUCCUAGUGAUAAUAAUCUUGAAUACCAUACGCGCACUAGCUGAGACAUUG